Messenger RNA from Triticum turgidum subsp. durum (durum wheat), 1950 nucleotides. The record is from the annotation of a GenBank genome assembly. NCBI's taxonomy places the organism in Eukaryota, Viridiplantae, Streptophyta, Magnoliopsida, Poales, Poaceae.
AUGCACAUGGCCAGGCCGGCGGUGAAGACGCUCACCGCCGGGCCACCGGAAGCCAAGGGCGAGUUCAUCCGUCUCUGCUCAAGCGGCCGCCUCAAGGAUGCCCUCCACCACCCCUUCCGGAACGUCCUCUGGUCGGACCCUACCCUCUUCGCCCACGUCUGCCGGGCCUGCCGCGCCAUCCCGCUCCUCCGCCAGCUCCACGCCUUUGCCGCCACCUCUGGCGCCGCCGCCGACCGCUUCACCACCAACAACCUCAUGCUCGCCUACGCGGACCUCGGCGACCUCCCCACUGCGUGCAGCCUGUUCGAGAGAAUUCCGAAGCUGAACGUCAUGUCCUGGAACAUUCUGAUUGGGGGUUACAUCAAGAACGGCGACCUUGGAAGCGCUCGGAAGCUGUUUGACGAAAUGCCCACGAGGAAUGUCGCCACCUGGAAUGCCAUGGUCGCUGGGCUCACCAAUGCAGGGCUUGACGAGGAUAGCCUGGGGUUCUUCCUGGCCAUGCGAAGGGAGGGAUUGCAUCCUGAUGAGUUUGGCCUUGGGAGCGUGUUCAGGUGCUGUGCCGGCCUCUCCGAUCUUGUCUCUGGGCGCCAGGUCCAUGCAUAUGUUGUCAGGUGUGGGAUGGACAUUGACAUGUGUGUUGGGAACUCGUUGGCUCACAUGUACAUGCGCUGUGGGUGCCUUGCAGAAGGAGAGGCCGUUCUCAAAGCUCUUCCUUCUCUUACAGUUGUGUCAUUCAAUACCACAAUCGCUGGUAGGGCGCAGCAUGGAGAUUCUGAGGGAGCAUUGGUGUAUUUCUCCAUGAUGAGAGGUAUUGGGCUAGCGGCUGACGUGGUCACAUUCGUCAGUAUUAUUACCUGCUGCUCAGACUUGGCAGCUCUCGCACAAGGUCAGCAAGUUCAUGCACAGGUUAUCAAGGCUGGAGUUGACAAGGUUGUUCCAGUCAUUACUUGCCUUGUGCAUAUGUACUCUCGAUGUGGAUGCUUGGGUGACUCGGAAAGAGUUUAUUCUGGUUAUUGUGGAUCAGAUCUUUUUCUUCUCAGUGCAAUGAUCUCAGCUUGUGGGUUCCAUGGGCAAGGACAUAAAGCAGUUGAGCUGUUUAAACAGAUGAUGAAUGCAGGGGCAAGACCUAAUGAGGUUACUUUCUUGUCCCUGCUAUAUGCGUGCAGCCAUAGUGGUCUUAAAGAUGAAGGCUUGGAGUUCUUUGAGCUUAUGACCAAGACUUAUGGAUUGCAACCAAGUGUGAAACACUACACUUGUAUCGUGGAUCUUCUUGGGCGAUCAGGUUGUCUGGAUGAAGCAGAGGCCCUUAUCUGUUCAAUGCCUGUACGUGCUGACGGGGUCAUAUGGAAGACACUGCUAUCUGCUUGUAAGACCCAGAAGAAUUUUGACAUGGCCGAGCGGAUAGCAGAGCGAGUCAUUGAGUUUGACCCUCGAGAUUCUGCACCUUAUGUUCUGCUAUCAAAUAUUCGAGCUACCAGCAGGAGAUGGGGAGAUGUCAGUGAGCUAAGGAAAAACAUGAGGGAGAAGAACGUGAGAAAGGAACCGGGUGUCAGCUGGGUAGAGCUUAAGGGUCAGGUGCAUCAGUUUUGCACAGGAGAUAAAUCUCAUCCAAGACAAGGAGAGAUCGAUGAGUACUUGGAAGAAAUGAUGGCCAAGAUCAGGCAAUGUGGAUAUGCACCAGACAUGAGCAUGGUGUUCCAUGAUAUGGAGGAUGAGGAGAAAGAGGUUAGUUUAACUCACCACAGCGAGAAAUUGGCGAUAGCAUUUGCGUUUCUGAGUUUACCUGAAGGAGUUUCUAUCCGAAUAAUGAAGAAUCUACGUGUGUGCGAUGACUGCCAUGUUGCUAUCAAGUUGAUGUCCCAGGUCACUGGCCGAGAGAUUGUGGUCAGAGAUGUAAGCCGCUUUCACCAUUUCAGAGAUGGCAAAUGCUCCUGUGGAGAUUAUUGGUGA